UGGCCGCGAGGGGGUGGACAGAGUCGAUGCUGCGCGGCGCGGGAGCUUUGCGCUUUUGCACUUUGCAGCACAGGCCGCGACGACCGAACCCGAUUAUCUCUGGAAUCGAUCGUACGUCGGGCUCGACGGUCCCGUGGCGUGUGUCAUAGCCUGCGUACGCGUUGUUGCCGCAUAAAACGAGACGAACGAUGGAUCGAUUAUAUUAAUAUUAUCGUAUUAGACCUGCAUUAAUAAUAUUAUAUCGUACCGUUUCCACCGGAAAUGACGUCGUCAUCCGUCAAUCUACAGACCGCCGGGAUGUCGGACGCUGCGGAGGCUGUGGCGGCGGACGACGGGUCCGGGGCCGCGUCCUGUAGUCGCAACCCGCUGCUGUGUUUCCUGUGCGAGGACUACUACAGCGAUCCUUGCAUCCUUAUUUGUUUCCACACGUUUUGCGCCAAAUGCAUCCGGACCAAAAACCAAGAGGGCAAAAUCAACUGUCCCCUGUGCGGAACACAAACAACGUUGAAAGAAGGCGUACAGUUACCACCACCCGACUAUUUGAUGUGCAAAUUGAUCGAUAUGGUGAACGUUGAGAACCCCCCUUGCUCCAAUUGCGACAAACGCGAACCGUCCUCAAUGUAUUUUUGCUCCACUUGUGGUCAAGCCUUGUGCAAGCCCUGCCGAGAAAACACUCACCGUGCAAAAAUGUUUUCGUCACACGACAUUGUGCAAAUGUCCAAGCGCUUGGCGGACAAAACAGAAAUAUGUCCAAAGCACGACGAAAAGAUCAGCUAUUUUUCGAGUACUCAGAAACACGUGAUCUGUACCAGUUGCGUACGUGAAAAGCCUCCCGAGAGUCGCAAGGCAUGUGUAGACAUAGACGUAGCUUAUAAUCAAAACUUGAAAAAAUUAGAUAGAGCCCUUUUAUCGGUCUACGACAUGCAGAGUACAAUCCGCGAGGGCGUAGUGGCAUGUCACACGCUCCUAGAAGAACUACGGCAAAAUACAGACACGGAGAAAAUGACUAUACACAAUUUCGUGCAAACUCUCCACGAUGCCAUCAAUAAAAUACAAACCGAUAUGCACUUGGAAGUCCAACGACAAUAUGAAAUAAAAGAAAGAGCUUUUCGUAAUCAGCUUUUGACUUUAAGUGCAGUGCUUCCAAUUUUGCAACAUCACAUUCUUCUUUGUAGAAAUUUUGUAUCAACUUCAAAUAAGUAUCAUUUUCUUGAGAUUGUGUCUUUAAUGCUCGAUCGAUUAAAUACUAUUGUGAAAAUUCCACAGCCGACAAAGCCUUUAUUGACCAGCACAAUAAAAACGAAUUACCGUUCUGAGUUUGCUCAGUGUUUAGAACCAUGGUUUGGUAAAUCAGAUGUAAUGGACUCCGGCAUAUAUGAAUCAUCGAAAAAUAUAAACAGUCUUGCAGCUAAGUCCAAAGAAAACUUAAACUUAUCACAUUCUACAUUGCCUAGUAAAAGACAACAUUCUGCUCUUAAAGCUAAAGCUCUAGAAGGUGAAGGUACUUUUUCUAAUCAUUGUCGAAGUUUUGAUUCUCAGAUCAAGGAACUGGGAACUCAAUUGAGUUGUGUGAAAGACCGUUUAAAUGAAUUACAGAGAGAAGUAAGAGCUCUCCAAGGUACUAAAUCUCCUGCUGUGCCUCCUUUGAUAUUGAGGCAUCAAAAUAUUAUCAGAGAUUGUCUUCGUUUAAAUGAUACUCUUGAUAAAAAUAGAAUAGAAUUAGAAAGAUUGAGAUCUGUGUUCCAAACUAUUUGGCAAGAACAAUUAUAUAGAAUUCACGUUGAACAAGAUAUAUUCCAGUCACAAAUGACUGAUAUAACAAAUUUGCAAAGUGAAGUUAAACAGUUAGCAACAUUGGCGCAACAAUUAGAUCCUUAUGUCAAGCGAUUGACAUCCAAGCCAAAUAAUAAUGAAAUGGCAGAUUUAAAGAGUUUAUUGGAUCGACUAAGUUCUCUUCAGCAAACCCAAAGAUUUCCAAUGGGAUGCCACAAAAUGGAAUCUCACUGCAUGAGCAGUUCGUCACCUUUAUCUGACACAAUAUACGCCAAAGAUAAUAGACCAGAAACUCCAGUUAGAGAAAAAGAUCAACAAAUGUUAUAUUUUCAUAAGACGCAAUCUACUAAGAGUGUAUUAUCUCAUAUAGUAGAUAAAGUCUGCGUACGGGACAAAACGUUUCAGGAAUUUAGAGAGAGAAGCAAGUCUGAAGGCCGUAUAAAAGAUUGUCCAAUUAGAUCUAAACCAAAAAAUGUUGCAGGUGAAGAAUGCGUAAAAAAUACAAGAGCAUGUUCUUUAUACCAAAUGAUAGAUAUUCGUGAUAUGCAACAUCUUGCAGCUCAAUCGACUUCAAAUAUACAUGAACGGGAUUUAAAUGCUGAAAUGAUGUGUGAUAAAUUAAGAGAAUAUUUAAAAGAUCAUUUGAAAAAAAAACUGAAUGUUGAGAUUAUAGAUGACGAUAAAGGAUACCAAAAGCAGGAACAUAAGAAAACUUUUGAAUAUGUUGAAGGAAUGAUUGGAGAAGUUGAAACUAUCAGUUGUGAAGGACCAAAAGUUUGUCGUAAACAAGGAGGAAGAAUUCACAAGAAACCAAUGCCACCACCUGCACAAGAUCCUAUGCCUAUACCUGUGGCUGCACCAAGAAAAUAUAAGAGAUAUCCACAUUCGGACACUGAAGAUGGUGCUAAUAUGUACCAAGAAUCUAUAUCGUUCCGGCACAUUACUUCUCCCGAGGGCGAUAAAUGUACUCGAACAACAAAUUCAGUCCGUUGUCGAUCUAAAAAAACAGGACCUGUUCGGAAGCAAAGAUCGUGGGAAACAUUUCCAACUCGAAAGAAAUCGAUUACUCCAGAGCCAAGUAAAUUUUGUCGUGAUCCAGAAUCUUUUCGUAGUCAAUUCGAUCUCAAUACUUUCCAAGACGGAUUACGAAAAGCUGAUAGUUUUGAAGGACAUGAAGAAGCUGUAAGUUCACUUGUAAGAGAAUUUCAUAAAGUACGGUCCUUAGAUAAAAAAUCAAAAAAAGCAGAACAAUAAAAAUAAUAUAUUAAUAUAUAUAUAAAAAAUAAUUAUAAUUAGUGUAAUUUGUGUUAAUAUAUUUAUUAUAUAACUUAAGCCAAAUAUUAUAAGUUUUUUGGACCUUUAUAACCUACAUUAUUAUGAAAUAUCUGUUUUUUUUUUUUUAGAAAAUAUAUCUGUUUCAAUAUUGAUAACUAAAUAAUAUGUUCUAAAUUUUUUUUUAAAUUUUUGUAGGUUAUUAAACAUUUGAUUUUACAUUCUUAUUAAGUUGUUUUGAAUGUUUAUAUAUUAUUUUUGUUUUUGGAACUUGCAUCUUAUAAAGUAAUAUAGUUAAUUUAGAAAUUUUACAAUUUCUUUCAUUAAAUGUUUCAAUUAUUAUUGCAAAAAUAGCCCAUUUGCAUACUUAUUUAUUUUGUAUGAAUCUAACGCAGUUAUUUUAUAUUUAGUAUUCCAUUAUGAUGUUAAUUUUUUUACCGUUCUAUUAUCAUUUUAUCAAUAUUCAAUAUUGAACGACAGAAAAUUCUUCUCUAUUAUGCACAAAAAUAUUCACGUACCUAAAUUUUACACAUUACAUGACUGAUUUAUCCUUGUUGUAGACACACAAAUAUAUUAUUAAUUGUUAAAUUGACCAAAAUAAUUGGAAAUGGAGUGUUAACUAUGUGAGAGAAGCACAUACAUACAGUGAAACCUGCUUAUAACUGACUACCUUUAAGACGAUAAUUUCCUUACAAUAAAAAAUAAUAACAGUACCGUUUAACUUGUAUCCCAUAUAUUUUAGUCUCCCUAUAACUCGGAAAACCCUAUAACACGGAAACUCCUUUAUAACGAAAAAAUAAAUUGGUAUACCGAGCGAUUCCGUAGUAUCUUCUAACAUUACUACUAUAGUCACUAUAAUACUGUUUGUUUUAUUGGCAUGCUUUUUUAGAUUAUGGACUUAAAUAACAAUUAAUCCUUAUUCCUAAUAUUUUAAAGUAUCAUACAGUUUCUACUUUAUACAGUUUCCACUUUACUCUAUAUGUAAUAAAGAUAAUAUUUCCACACCAAACUAAAAUGUUUUCAUAUUGUAUGUUCGAUAUCCUUAUACUGUUAAUAGUUUAUUUUGGUGUGAUGUAUUUUCAAUUUUUAGUAGCUAUUAAAGUUAAUCAUCAAACAAGUUCUUUCUUUUUCUUUUCUUUUUUUCAAAUAGAGGCUUUUUUAAUAGCUUGUUGUGAAAAUCUAAUAUGUGUUGAUGAAUGAUGAUUCAUAAUAAGUUUAAUGUAUAUCUUGUUAUCAUAAGUUACCUAGCACAAUCAAUGGUACUAGAAUUUUUACUCUAUGCAAUUAAAUUAAUUUUAAUUUUAUUUUAAACCUUAUAUAUAUAGUUUAUAGAUACUCAUAUUUAUGUUAUUACUUAAAUUACAAUAUUAAAAUAAACAAUGUGUUUACUUAAGUCAUUUAGAGGACACUUCACUUUAAUUCAAUGUAUUAUAUCUUAUACCUAAUGUCUUAUGAUAUAUCUGACAUACAAAAUUUACUUUCUGAAUUUCCUAUUUAGUUUUGUUGUUUUUAAUUUUAGAGUAAAUCGACCUAUAUCAUCCAAUUUAGACAGUAAAAUUAUCUGUGCUCUCUCAUUGGUUUUUUUUCAACAUUUUAAUUUUAAAGCAACUUACAAGAGGAUAUUAUAUAAACAAAAACACUUAUAACUUUAAAAUACCUUUAAAAUUAACAGGAUAAUGUUAUUGUCUUUAAGUUUGAUAAUAAUAAAUUUACUCUAUUUUUGAAAACAACAAAACUGUAUUGUAAAUGAGGAAUGCAAAAUGUAUAAUAGAUACCUGGUCUGGUACCUAUAUUAACUUAGGUAUCUACUAUUUGGUAUAUAUGACAGAGAAAACCAAUGCUUAUAUAUAGUGUCCUCUCAAAAUGAUCAUAAUAUUUAUUAUAAAAUAUUAUGUUUCAUUAUAAGGGUUAUAACAUUGUAAGGUUAUACCUAAUGUACUAUAUAUUUUAUGUGAUAUAUACAUGUUAUACAACAACAUAAUAUUGGUUUUGUUUUAAUAUUAUAAAUUAUAAUGCUAUGUAUUAUUAUUCAUAUUUCAUUAUUUAUUGUUACAUUGUUUUAUUUGAAAUUUAUGUUUUAUAUCAAUUUAUAAUAAUCGUCUUACGUCUAGUUGUCUACUGGAUAAUUUGAAAUCGAGUAUCUUAUUUACUUUAACUUCCCAGCGUUUAAAAAAAAAUUGUUUGUAACAUACGUAUUUUAACAAGUUAAGAACGAUGGUGUAAAAAAAAUUUUUCGGAAUCAUUUUUUGGAAGUUAUAUCCUUUCAAAGUUUGCGAUUUUAUAUUUACACGCAUACGCACGACAUUACUUGUGUAUGUAUGUUUUAUCACAUAGUAUAAAGAAAACGCAUAAAAAAAGCAACUAAAUGUAUAUUUUAGGUAAUUUACAGCUGAUAUUCGUAUAUAUUAAAUUUAACGAUACCUGUUUAAUAUUAUCGUGAAUCUGUGUACCUAAAAAUAUAGUAUAAUAAUAAAAAUACUAUAAUAGC
Metopolophium dirhodum (rose-grain aphid) is the source of this 5533-nucleotide messenger RNA. RefSeq names its product RING finger protein 207-like. Gene Ontology annotation, cellular component: perinuclear region of cytoplasm. NCBI's taxonomy places the organism in Eukaryota, Metazoa, Arthropoda, Insecta, Hemiptera, Aphididae. The transcript is spliced from 15 exons. The record is from RefSeq and is a predicted model, not a curated record. The coding region runs from base 262 to 3027 and encodes 921 amino acids. Gene Ontology annotation, molecular function: zinc ion binding; Hsp70 protein binding; transmembrane transporter binding.